Molecule: messenger RNA, 1267 nt
Organism: Cyprinodon variegatus (sheepshead minnow)
Lineage: Eukaryota; Metazoa; Chordata; Actinopteri; Cyprinodontiformes; Cyprinodontidae
Gene: rabl3
Product: RAB, member of RAS oncogene family-like 3
Exons: 8
Coding region: 8-709 (233 amino acids)
Biological process (GO): intracellular protein transport
Cellular component (GO): endomembrane system
Molecular function (GO): GTPase activity
Source: RefSeq, a predicted model, not a curated record
AUUAGAAAUGGCUUCUCUUGACAGAGUAAAGGUGUUGGUUUUAGGAGAUUCAGGGGUCGGAAAAUCUUCCUUGGUCCAUCUAAUAUGUCAGGGUCAGGUUUUAGGAAAUCCAUCUUGGACUGUCGGCUGUUCUGUAGAUGUACGGGUUCAGGAUUACAAAGAAGGAACCCCUGAGGAGAAAACCUUCUACAUUGAACUCUGGGAUGUUGGCGGAUCUGUUGGCAGUUCCAGCAGUGUUAAAAGCACCAGAGCCGUCUUCUACAAUUCAGUAAAUGGAAUCAUAUUGGUGCACGAUUUAACAAAUAAGAAAUCUUCCCAAAACCUCUACCGGUGGUCAAUGGAAGCUUUGAAUAAGGAUUCCUCUCCAACAGGAGUCAUUGUCUCAAAUGGUGACUAUGAUAGAGAACAGUUUGCUGAGAACACGGUGCCUUUGCUGCUGAUUGGAACAAAGUUUGACCAGAUUCCAGAGAACAAACGCAGUGAAGUUCUCACUAGGACGGCCUUCCUCUCUGAAGAUUUUAAUGCAGAGGAGAUCAAUCUUGACUGCACAAACCCAAGAUACUUUGCUGCAGGCACAUCAAAUGCUGUGAAACUUAGUCGAUUUUUUGAUAAGGUAAUAGAGAAGAGAUACUUCACCAGAGAUUCAAGUCAGAUCCCAGGCUUUACAGACAGAAAAAGGUUCAACUUCAAAAGUUUGCACUAUGACUAAUUUCCAUGAAUGCAACAUUGGUGGUCUGUGGUUUUUAUCAUCACAGCUGUGGGUUGUAGUGCUAGAGUUUACCCCCUGAAGCUAUCGACAAAAACAACCCCUCCUCCAUCUCUCUCUCUCUCUCUGUGGAUUAUAUUGUAUUUAGUUGAUCUAAAUGUAGAAAUGGAAAGAAUAUAUAAAUUCAGGUGAGGUACAUUAUUAAAGAGUGCUUUUAUUGUAAAUGGCAACAUAUAUUUUUAUUCUGUCAUAUGCAAAUCAUCUACAUCUGUAUGUUUUUCUAAAGCUUACAUUUCUACUGGUUUUCUUUGCACAUUCUAAGUGACGCAUUUAACCAGAUUGCUUCAUGCCCGCAUCACCUCCUUGAUCCAUGGCAGGAAGUAAUGGACUUUAGUGAAAACAUGUGGAUACUUUCGAUUAUCACAUUUUUUUUUUAAAGUAAAAGCUGUUAUGCCUUGAACCCUGGUGUCACAGAUGAGAGGUCCACCUGAAUCCCCCUAAAAAGAGAGACAAAGGAAGAGUUGAUCAGGGCUUUAAAGGGAAACAAACCUUUUUUCUGUU